GAAAUCCCUAUGAAGAAAGUGGGAGAAACCACGGUCCCAAAGACCGAAAACGAAUUUGAUGCCGAGGACAUCAAGAAGAUUGAAAACUAUGCAAAGGCCAUCAAUAUGCUAUAUUGCGCGGUCAACCCCGAUGACUACCGAAAGAUCUCCUGUUGCACAACCGCCAAGGAGAUGUGGGACAAGCUUGAAGUGACGUACGAAGGUACCGAUCAAGUUCGCGAAGCCAAGAUCGAUUUUCUCACCCAAGAGUACGAAAUGUUCCGGAUGAAAGAAGGUGAGAAAAUUGAUGACAUGUUCGACCGUUUUUCAAAGAUCAUCAACGACCUUCAUGCUCUCAAAAAGACUUACACCAACAAGGAUCUCGUGAGGAAAAUCCUGCGAAGCCUCACACCCGAAUGGAGGUCAAAAGCCGAUGCAAUCUAUGAAUCCAUUGGAGUCUCCAACAAAAAGGGGAUAGCUCUCAAAGCCACCAAGGAACCGGUGGAAGAGGCUUCAAGCGAUGACGACCAUGAAUUCGGGCUCGUCAUCAAGAAGUUCCACAAGUUCAUGAAGAAGGAAUUUGAGCGGAAGGGAAGGAAGCACGAUGGUCCUCCCAAGUGCUACGGCUGUGGUGAAAUUGGCCACAUCAAGCCAAGGUGUCCAAAGGCCAAACACGGCAAGGAUAAGCCUGGCUUCAAGAAGCAAAGGGCCUGUAUCUCUUGGGGUGGCGAUUCCGGCGACGAAUCAACCGACCAAGAGGAGGACGAAGCUGCAAAUCUCUGCCUGAUGGCGCACGAAGAUCAAAGCAACGACGUCCAAGAG
Molecule: messenger RNA, 801 nt
Organism: Cuscuta campestris
Lineage: Eukaryota; Viridiplantae; Streptophyta; Magnoliopsida; Solanales; Convolvulaceae
Source: the annotation of a GenBank genome assembly